UAAAAAAUAAAAACGUGAAGUCGGUGUUUGAGCCCUCGCAGCUUCCGUAGCUGGAGGAAGACUGGUGGUUGUUCGACGUGGAAUAAAUCCGUGAAGGAGGCGAUGGAGGAGUAGCGUCUUGUCGCUCCGAGCCAACACGUCCUAACCUCAAACCGAAGCGGGAUACAUCCCCGAAAACAGGUCCGGGUCUGGGUAACACGGGACCCGAAAGAAAGCGCAGGGACUGAAACCUCUCUUCUUCUUCUUCGCGCCUCCAUUCACCUACAGUCAUGAUAAAAGCCAUUUUAAUAUUCAACAACCACGGGAAACCGAGGCUUUCUAAAUUCUACGAACACUAUAAUGAAGACAUAGAGCAACAAAUCAUCAGGGAAACCUUUCACUUGGUCUCAAAACGAGAUGAAAACGUCUGCAAUUUCCUAGAAGGAGGAAUGUUGAUCGGAGGAUCAGACUACAAGCUGAUCUACAGACACUACGCCACGCUUUAUUUUGUGUUUUGUGUCGACUCUUCAGAGAGCGAGCUAGGAAUUUUAGACUUAAUCCAGGUUUUUGUGGAAACGCUGGACAAAUGCUUUGAAAAUGUCUGUGAGCUUGACUUAAUUUUUCACGUAGACAAGGUACACCACAUUCUGGCAGAGAUGGUGAUGGGCGGGAUGGUCCUGGAGACCAACAUGAAUGAAAUCAUCACACAGGUGGACACCCAGAACAAGAUGGAGAAGUCUGAGGUGUGUGCAGGCCGGUAUUGCAGGAGCACCUGCUCGUGCUGUAUCAGCUGUAAAGAACAUGAACCUCCCGGAAAUGCCCAGAAACAUCAACAUUGGCGACAUAAGCAUAAAAGUGCCAAAUUUACCUUCCUUCAAAUAGUGGCAGCAAGAUCCUGAGCCUGCAAGAUGUCAGCCGAUGUUUACCUUGAUGCAUUCUGUUUGCCAACACCUGACAUUAUAAACUUUUAUCAACACUCGAAGUCUUGAAGGUACUGUGGGAUUUGACACUCCAUGUUGCGGUGUUAUCUUUUUGAUUAAUUUCUGUUAAAUGUUUUUGGUGGGUUUUAUUUUUCUGUUUGA
Molecule: messenger RNA, 1061 nt
Organism: Nematolebias whitei (Rio pearlfish)
Lineage: Eukaryota; Metazoa; Chordata; Actinopteri; Cyprinodontiformes; Rivulidae
Gene: ap3s1
Product: adaptor related protein complex 3 subunit sigma 1
Exons: 6
Coding region: 270-878 (202 amino acids)
Biological process (GO): Golgi to vacuole transport; intracellular protein transport
Cellular component (GO): membrane coat; intracellular membrane-bounded organelle; AP-3 adaptor complex
Source: RefSeq, a predicted model, not a curated record